AUGAGUAAACGAACCAAAAGAAGAAAUAGUUAUUUCAAUGAAGAAGAUGAGUAUGAAACUAAAGAAGAUGCAUUGCAAUCAAAGAUAGAGAAGUUCAAAUGUCAAAGCUAUGAUGAGUCUAGUAGGUGGGAUGAUUAUGAAGCACAUUUUCUAUUGUUAUGCAAGGUAAAAGGAUUGGGAGAAGAUUCUCAGAGAGCAGAGGAUGCUCGAAGGGAUCUUUUGCUUGCCUAUGUGGGUCCUGCACCAUUAAGAAAAGUUUCAAACUUUCUGCUGCCUUUAAAAGUACAUCAGGCUACGUGGGCAGAACUAGUUAAUGGUUUCAGGUCAGUAUACAAAGCUAGUAAAACUAUAUUUUCAGCUAGAAUGGAAUUUGAAAAAAGUAUCAGAGAAAAUAGUGAAAGUCUUUCAGAAUUUGUAAUACGUUUGAAAAAUUUAGCAGAUUUUUGUAAGUAUGAGAACAAGUUUGAUGAAAGAAUAAGAGACAGAUUUGCUGGAGGUAUAAGUUUUCCAGAGUUUGAAGUAGAAAUUAGACAACGAUGGCCUGAUGGGGUAAAAGAAAACGGUGACAAGUUAACAUCUGAAGAUGUUUUUGAACUGGCCACUUCAAUGGAAAGAGCUCGUCAUGAGAUAUUCAAGAAUAAUGAUAAAGAGUUGAAAGUAUCACAAGUAAGAAGAAACAAUAAGGAGGUUAAAAGAGAAGUGAAAUACAAUGAAAAGACAAAUCAUCCAUGUAGUAGAUGUGGAACAAAGCAUGAAUUUGGUAAAUGUCCAGCCUAUCAACAAAAGUGUUUGAAUUGUAAAAAAAUAGGACAUUUUGCAAAGGUAUGUCGGCAAAAACGAGUGAAUAAUUUGCAUGAAAAGUCAGAAGAUGAAGAAUCUGAAUCGGACUCACAUGACAUGAGGAUAAACGAUGUUAAAAAGGAAAGAAGACAUAUUUGUAAAGCACGUAUUCAUUUAAAGUUAAAUAAGGUAGCUACAAACAUGGAAUUUGACUCUGGAGCUUGGGCCUCAAUGAUAGGUAAGCCUCUUUGGGAGAAAAUUGGUUCACCAAGACUUGAUAAGACUAAUUCAAAAUACGUGGCAUAUGGAAACAAUAUUUUAGAUAUACUUGGUGAAUGUUAUGUCAAUGUUACAGUAGGUGAUGAAAAACGUAGAUUAAAAGUAGCAGUAGUAAAUGGAAAUGAGAAACCGCUGUUUGGUUUACCAUGGAUAUUAGCCUUUAAUAUGAACCUCCCUCCUGAUGUUACUAUUAGUAAAGUAAAAUGUAAGCAGAAUCAUAAUCAAUAUAAGAUGGAUGAUGUGAGGGUUAAGGAAGUACUAAAAGAAUUUGAAGAUGUGUUCUCUGAAGGGCAUGGGAAAAUCAAGGGUUAUAAAGCACAAAUUCACGUUCGAGAAGAUGCAAACCCUCAACAUUUUUCAGCACGCAGGGUUCCGUUUCCCUUGAAAAAACGAAUUGAGAAUGAACUUACAAGACUUGUAAAUGAGGAUAUCAUUGAAGAGGUAGAUCCUGCUGCUACACCUAUUCCCUGGGCUACCCCAACAGUUAAUGUAGAGAAGAAUGAUGGUUCAAUAAGAAUUUGUGGAGAUUUCCGAGUCACUUUGAAUCAAAAUUUGGUCCCAGAAAAUGCAAUUAUUCCGACAUUUGAGGAACUAACAAACAAAGUUGCAGGCGGACAAGAGUUUUCCAAGAUAGACCUACGAGAUGCAUACCUACAAAUGGAGGUUGCAGAAGAACACCAAAAGUAUUUAGUAAUAGCAACGCAUAGUGGUUACUAUAAAUACAAACGUUUACCUUUUGGGAUAUCAUCUAGUCCAGGUAUUUUCCAAAGAUAUAUGGAAAGACUCUUAGCUGGGAUACCACAGGUUGGAGUUCUUCUGGACGAUAUUAUAAUAACUGGAAGGAAUAAGAACGAGCAUUUACGAAAUUUGAGAGAAGUUUUGAAACGAAUGAAAGAAGCUGGUAUAAAAGCAAAGUCUAGUAAAUGCAAAUUUUUUGAAGAGUCGGUGACUUACUUGGGACAUACAAUCGACCGGAAUGGAAUACAUCCUACUGAAGAAAAAAUAAAAGCCAUUCGAGAAGCACGGUCACCUACUAAUGUCAAGGAACUCCGAUCAUUUUUAGGUUCUAUUAACUACUAUGAACGAUUUAUUCCGGGACUUCAUGCCAUUUGCAGUGAUCUCCAUAAGCUGACUGGGACUAAAUCACAAUGGAAAUGGUCCGAACAAGAAGAGGGGACAUUUAAAAGAGUAAAAGAAAUUCUAUCAAGUAAAGACACAGUAGUGCCAUACGAAGAAAUGAGACCAUUGGUAAUGGUCUGUGAUGCAUCAGAAAAUGGAUUGGGAAGUGUACUAAUGCACAGAUAUGUAGAUGGACUAGAAAGACCAAUUGCUUUUGCCAGUCGUACACUAUUGCCCGCUGAAAAACAAUAUUCAAAUAUCGACAGAGAAGCGCUAGCUAUUAUGUUUGGACUCAGGAAAUUUCAUCAAUAUGUAUAUGGUCGGAAGUUUACUUUAGUAACCGACCACAAACCUCUUCAACGGAUAUUUGGAAAUAUGCGAGAUCUUCCAAAAGUUGUAAAUAGCCGUUUAGUGAGGUGGGCUCUCCAGUUGAAUCAAUACAACUAUGACAUAGAGUACAGAAAAGGAGAAGAUAAUGUGUGUGCUGAUGUUCUAUCAAGACUUCCGAUUGAAGAAGAUCAACCUGAGGAGGCUAACGUUGGCUUUUUGAAUGUUGAUAAGGUUAACUCUAUCAUGUCUUAUGACCUCUUGAAACAAAAUUCAUUUACAGAUAAAGCAAUUAAAAUGGCAAAAAACUUUGUAUUGAGAAAUACAUGGCCCCCUGUUGUUCCUGAAAUGUUGAAGUCAUACAAACAGAGGAAAGAUGAAUUGAGUGUUGAAGAUGACAUAUUAUUGUGGUUUGGAAGAAUUGUAGUUCCAGAAUGCAUGAGAACUGAUGUUCUGAAGAUAUUGCACACAGGACAUCCUGGUAUUGUAUCAAUGAGGUCUGUAGCACGACACUAUGUAUGGUGGCCCAACAUGGAUAAAGAUAUCAAAGUUUAUAUCAAGAGGUGCACAUCUUGUCAAGAGAAUCGAGAUAAUGUGGAAGAAGUACCAUUAUAUCCUUGGAAUGUACCUGAUAGAGUUUGGGAAAGGGUACACAUUGAUCUGGCAGGGCCAGUCAACGGAUCUAUGUGGUUGGUAGGUAUUGAUGCUUUGUCAAAGUGGGCAGAAGUGGACUGUCUCAAGACAACAAACUCUUCAACAAUCAUUCAACGACUGAGAUCUUGGUUUAGUCGAUAUGGAAUACCAAGUGAAAUUGUGACAGACAAUGGACCUCAAUUUGUAUCAAAGGAAAUGGAAACAUUUUUUGAGAAAAAUUCUAUCAACCACAUAAAAACAACUCCCUACCAUCCUAAAAGUAAUGGACUUGUGGAAAGACUAAUUCGUACUUUGAAAAGACGGUUCUACACAACAAAGCAGGAUGUUGGAGAUGGAAUGCUAGCUCUUCAAAAUGUUCUUUUUAGCUACAGAAACUCGCCUCAGAAAACAACUGGUAGGGCUCCUGCAGAAUUGUUUCUCGGUCGUAGACUACCAACAAUUUUUGACAAUAUGAAACCUAAUCUUAGGAAAAAGAUGGAGAUGAAGCUUUGGAAAGAACAAGGGAGGGACAACAAAAAAGUUCGAACUUUUGAAGAGGGAGAAGAUGUGUGGAUUAAGAAUGAACAUGGGAAUGGUUGGUCAGCUGGAAUGGUGAAAAAUAAAAAUGGACUGUACUCAUAUGAUGUACUUUGUGGAGGUGUUAUAAAAAGGAAACAUGCGGACCAGAUGAGACAAAGAAUGGGAGCUGUUGAAUCCGUGUAA
This is a messenger RNA of Macrosteles quadrilineatus (aster leafhopper), 3861 nucleotides long. RefSeq lists its product as uncharacterized. Gene Ontology annotation, molecular function: zinc ion binding; nucleic acid binding. Gene Ontology annotation, biological process: DNA integration. Bases 1 to 3861 code for a protein of 1286 amino acids. The transcript has a single exon. NCBI's taxonomy places the organism in Eukaryota, Metazoa, Arthropoda, Insecta, Hemiptera, Cicadellidae. The record is from RefSeq and is a predicted model, not a curated record.